This is a messenger RNA of Purpureocillium lilacinum, 585 nucleotides long. RefSeq lists its product as uncharacterized. The record is from RefSeq and is a predicted model, not a curated record. NCBI's taxonomy places the organism in Eukaryota, Fungi, Ascomycota, Sordariomycetes, Hypocreales, Ophiocordycipitaceae.
AUGGCAGUCCAUACCAGCAUUCAAACGGCGCUCGAUGCCAUCCUGCCGGGCUUGCAGCGCACGCCCGAGAGCCCCCAUCCUGUGGUGGUCAUGACAUGCUCCGGCAAGUCGACACUCGCCAAGGCCAUUGUAUCUCGUCUACCGGCUUUCACGCGGCUGUCCGUCGACGCCAUAAUCCACGCCACGCAUGGGCUCUAUGGGAUCGAUUACGACCCUUCCAAGUACAGCGAGUACCAGGACGAAGCACAAGACAAACUCAAGGACGAGCUUCGCGCCAUCCUUGGCGCCAAGGACCGCGACGUUGUUCUUGAUUUGGCCUUCUGGAACAAGGAAUACCGCGACGAGUUCAAAUCGCUGAUCGAAGAGAACGGAGGACGCUGGGUGUUGAUCUUUCUACAGGCGGACCGGGAGCUGCUUUGGAGGCGCAUUACUGAGAGAAGAGCGAGGCGGGAUGCGAUGCACGAAACAGAUGAGAGGCGCGAUGGGGACUCGGCUUUCGAUGUGGACGAGGCGACCUUUGACAUGUACUACAGCGGCUUCGAGAGCCCACAAGGGGAAGGCGAGAUAGUCAUUGCCUGCACGUGA